Dreissena polymorpha is the source of this 1512-nucleotide messenger RNA. RefSeq lists its product as uncharacterized. The record is from RefSeq and is a predicted model, not a curated record. The transcript is spliced from 3 exons. The coding region runs from base 126 to 488 and encodes 120 amino acids. Lineage: Eukaryota; Metazoa; Mollusca; Bivalvia; Myida; Dreissenidae.
AUUAGAAGACAUGAUGGUAACGGUGGCCCAGAACUCUGCACAACUAGAGUUCUAGCAACAUUCUGACAUGCUCACAAACAACAAAACAUACUACCGGGUUCCAACAAAAAGAUUACGAAAGUUUGAUGAUGAAGACUGAAAGGAACAAAGUGCAAGCAGUCAAACAGAUGAAAGAGUCAGCUAGAGUAAAGAGGAAUGCUGAAGAGCAACAAAUAGAAACCGAUGACUUUGUAGAAGAUUCAUAUGAUUAUGAUAAUCAUGCCGAUUACAUCUCAUCAGAGGAAAGUGACAGUGAUUGUAAAGGCACAGUAUAUCCAGAACGAGACACAGUGAACAUAUACGUUGAGGAAAGUUUAAAUGUCAUACAAGGAGAUGGAGACAAAGAACAGGUUGAAAUAGGAAAAUCCAGUAUCAAACUAGUGAAUGUACAGAAAGAAACCAUACACAUAGCUACCUCAAAGAAUACUAAUAUGUGUAAUUUUAAUUAAUGCUUUUGCAAUGCUUUGCAAUACCUAAAUAUGUAUAAAGCCAAAAUGAAAACCUCAAGGUGCUUUAAAAAAAAGAAAAUUAACAUUGUUGAUAAAAAGCUGCCAGCUUUAAUCUCCUGUUUGUUUACAUUAUGUUUGUUUUUGUGCGUAGUAUACAUUCUGUAUCUUAAUAGCGUGUAACAACUAGUCCUCCAUGGUGCAGUGGAAGAGUACUCGCCUGCAGAUCUGGAUGUCUUCAGUUGGAAUCCUUCUACUGGCUUAGUGUUUUUUUUCCUAGAAUGUUGAAAUUCAAGAAAUGUUUUGAUAAUACACAUUGACAGCAAAAAUACAACGUUUACAUGUUGAAAUUAGUGAUCAAUCUUAUUGCAUUGUUAUAUUAUAUUAUUGAUUUGAUAUAUAGUGUUAUUUCUUAUUCUGAAAGAUUCGUAUUGACUUACCGGUCCAGCAUCUUUAAACAAUAUACGGAUCAACAUACAAAUGUACCUAAAUAGAAAAAUAACCUAAUCUGUUUAAAUAGCUUGGCAAAGUGCUGACCUGUUUUACACAAUGAAACACAUUUUUUGUAAUAUAGGUUUUAAACUGUUAAUUGUGGUUGUGGUAGAUGCAAUUGAGUUAGCGACUAAAAAUGAAAGUGGCAUGGCUUAUCUAAAAAAAUGUUGUCCAAUCCCUCCUAAUGUGCAGUUGGCAGAUCAUCACAACUUGUAAAUGAAUUAUGAACCAGUAUAAGGCGCUGUCAGUCGCUAUAACACGUUGUCAGUCGUUGAUUUUCGUUGAUUUUGAGUAUUUAUGCGAGUUAAAAUAUUUUAGGUAAGAGUGAAUUAGUAUAUAAAAUAAUAGCCAAUAUAGUAUCUCCUUUACACGAGUCUUGAUUGAGUUUACCAUGCUUUUAUGGUAAAAUAUUUGUUCAGGAUAGAUAUGCUAUUUGUCUUGCAUUGUAUUUAUUAUUGCUUCAUUUCAAACAUUUAAAAUGUUCUCCCUUAUUUUGACACUUUGUGUGUUAUGUUAAAUAAAUGUAUAAAAUGAU